ACGUUCGCUACACAUCCUUUUUUCUAUUAUUACCCUUUUCCCUCGUCUUCCCGUUUCUAUUCUCACCACCCAUCCCUGCACGUGUACGAUAAUCAAUCCUCGAGGCCCGAGCCCGAGUCCGAGUCCGGAGUGUUGAGUCGGCCCACCAGGCUGCGCUUUCCGGUAUACAGGAGUAAACGUUCUUGCUUCGUGUACUGUACUGGACAGGACAGGCAGCGUUUCCACAUCACCUGCUUAUUGGCCGCUCAUCGAGAUAUCGUCUUGUCGUCGUUCAUCCUCGAGCCCGACGUCCGCUUCUCUCCCUAACGGCAUUCGCCUUCAACGUACUGAUCAUGUUGCCGCAUCAGGGGUGAAGCAAAAUACACUCUUUUUACAACCUUCCAUUCUAAUCCAACCUGGGGACCAUGUCGGCCUCAACAUCCCUGCUGCCCGGAGCGGCGGCCGCCAAUGGCACGACCGACCCAUUCACGACCGCACCUCCUCAUGCGCAUCCUGCGCCGCUUCGGUAUUCCGCUUUCGACAGCGAUGACUUCUCGGCGUACUCUACGAACUCGCCUUCGUCGGCGCGUCGCGCUUUGGAGGCUCACCUUAAGGACACCGAGCGGAGGAUCCAAGAUGCGUCCCGGCUCGGAACAACGCUGCUCCAACAGCGGAAGGACUUGGUUUCGCGCAUUAAAGAUGUGGAGCAGAUCCAGACACAGAAUGAGGUCCCUGCGGAUCUCCGGGAUAAAUUACUCGCACUGGAGAGGGAAUACAACGAGGUCGGCCGGGAAUCUGCACGCGCGUUCCUGCCCAAAUCUCGCAUCACAUCCGAGGCCAGUUUGGAAUCUUCAGAGAACUCGUCGGUAUUGUCGGCGCAGGCACGCGAAUCGCCCACCAAGCAGUCCGUCCCGUCCAGGAGGCAACGGAACCAACCGAGCAAUCGGGUGCACGACAUCGAAUUCGCCACCGAGAUCAGCACCUCACUCAUCGCUCAAGUCAGACAGCUACAAGCUGCUCUAGCUGAAAAGGACAACGCUCUCAAGGACAAUGCAGUCUCCCGGGCUCAGCUGGAAAAGGAGACCAUGGCCCUGGUAGCGCGCAUUCGGCAUAUGGAUGAGACUGAGCAGAAAUACAAAGAUGAGAAUUGGAACCUCGAGAUGCGCGUGCAGGAAUUAGAGGCGAGCUACAAGCAGAGUUCGGACAAGGAAUCACGUCUUGCGCAGUCCAUCAAAGCCAUUCAGGUCGAAAGUGCUGCCAAAGAGCGAGAACUGGACGAGCUGAAGCUUGCCCAUGAGAAAUUGGUCGACGAUCAAGCCAUGGCUCGAAAGGUCUCCGAGGCUGACAUGCACGGUCUGAGGCGUGACCUUGCCCAUCAUGAGAACGACAAGCAGAAGUUACAUGGUCGCAUCCACGAAUUGACCACGCAGAAUACGGAGCUGGCCAAAGCGGUCGGCUAUCGAUGGAAUCAGAGCACGAAAGAGUCUGACACGGAUUUCGUGUCGGCAGAAGAGGGUCAGAAUUCAGACGACCAGGCUGGAGAUCACAGCGAUCCCUCUUCUCCCAUCAAAGGCACGCCUGCUCGACAUGGCAUGCUGGAAUCGGAGACGCUCAAAUCCAGCCUCAACCAUGCACACCGGAUGAUCCAGAAUCUCAAAAACAACAUUCAUCGUGAGAAGACCGAAAAGAUCGAAUUGAAGCGCAUGUUGCAGGACGCCCGUGAUGAGCUGGAGACGCGGCGGGAUCAUGGCUCGGCGACGGCCAACGUGGCCAAGAAACGUCGGGAUCUCGAGAGUCUUCGAACGAAGAAUCGAUCGAAGCCAGACAAGAUCGGCGCCAUUCGUGGCAGCACCACAGAAAUCGUCGACGAGCAACCGGAUUGGGAAGACGACGAGGAUCAGCGCACUCCAAGCAAAUCGAAUGCCUUUGGUGUAGCUGCCGGCUCAGCGGCGAUCGCAACAGGCGCUCCCCAUCUCGUUCGCGCGUACACGAGCACCGACACGGAAACCGAUGCGUUCGAGACCGCCGAUGAACGCAACACUACCACGGAGAGUGAAGCGUUCGCGACCGGCGCCGAAGACUUCGACAACGACACCGAAGGCGACAUGACGGAAACGGAAGCUGGUCCCGCCCGGACGAAUCCCGUGAGGGUGGUGUCUGGAAUCUCCACCAAGCGAGGAGAUCGUCGGUCUUUCACCUCGACCGCAUCCGUCUCGGCUGAUGAGGACGUCGAUUCGAUCAAGACCCCGAUUCAAUCCCAACAGCCGAAAUACAAGGUCCGACUCAACCGUGGCAGCCGUCGGAUGGGACGUGGCAACGAUGCCGGUUCCGAGUCUCCUGUCACGUACAGCCCUGCGUCGAGCUUUGGUACGCCCGGGGCUUCGCAGAGCAUGCAGAACCUGGAGGAUGAGCUAGGCGCCUUUGACGAUGAAGACAGCGUCGAGGGCACGCCAUCCAGCAUCCACUCCCUCGAUGAUCAGGAUGACUCCCGGUCAAUGCUCAGCGCUGACCGGGACUUUGAUGACGAAGAGCCAACGACCCCCUCACGGCGAAGCGGUGAUGCCGGCGAACUGUCUGUAACUACCCCGACCAGCGUCCUUUCUCCACAGGAUGUCACCGUCAUCAAAGCCUCGCCCAACGGCACAGAUGACUCCCUCCACGAAGACGAUGUUGACUCUACGGUACUCGUCCACCCCACCGAGUCCGUCAUCUACUCUCCUCCCAAACCCGUCGUGCCCAAACCCGCGAUGGUCGACGCUGGCAUCAUGACGGAGCCUUGGCAGCCAACGCCCGAGAAAUCGAAAAUUUCCGAACGAGUUGAGGGUGUCGUUGGUGGAGCUCUUGCUGGUCUCGGCCUCGGCUCUUUGCUCGGCUCGAAGAAAUCCGACGAGAAGCCCGAAGCUGUCUCAUCAGAACCAUUGGAGAAGGAAGAGAUCUCAUCAUUGCCUGCAACCAUCACUUCUUCCGCCACGGAGCCUGCGACGACCGAAAGUGCAGCCGCGGCUGGCGCGACGACUCGUGAGCUGUCAGAGCCCGUACCGGCGGAACCCGUCAUUGUAGAGUCGAAGCAUUUGCCAGCACCCCCAGUGUCGCUCACAAUCUCGAGUAUCAUGGUGCAAGAGCUUGAGCCCGAGUCGGAGCCCGAAGAUGUUCACGUACCGCUCCUGCCCAGACGGAGCUCGAGACGCGUUGACCCUGUCGCUUCGGCGGCCGGGGCAACUCUCGGCGUGGCUGGUGUCAUCGACGAGAACUACGAUGACGAGAUCGACCGCCCGGGUACAGCGAGGUCGGUGCGCGAAGCCGUGCAGACGCCUGUGAAGUCGAGCCCGGCAUCGGAAUUGCCCGCAACGCUUGCCUCGUCGAACGCCAUCGCCAAUCAGGCCCCUGUGGAAGUCACUGUGCACGCGCCUCUAUCAGAAUCGGCGAAUGUGAAGCAGGCUGUUGUCGACGAAGGCUCACAGACCGUCGUAUCCAGCCAGGAGAUUGAUAAGCUCUUGGACAACAGAGUUCCAUCUGUGCUGACGCCACCUGCAGUAACGUCUAUGCAGGAUGCUGGAAACUCGCCAAUUGCACCGCCGAAGACUAUCGUCUUUGGCCCGACUGCCGGAUUGGUUCCUGCCGCAGCUGCCAGUGUUGCUGGUGUUGCCGCUGGUGCUGCCGCCGGUCUCACACUCCGCCGACCCAACAGCGCUGGAAGCACGCGUAGCAGGACAUCGAUCGUCCAGCCACCGUUGCCUGCGGAUCAUACCGAGAAGAUUGCCGCCGCCGCAUCUCAACAGAACUCCGCCACACCCACACCCACAUCUGCGACGACCAUUGGUUCUAUGGGUCCCCCGACUAUGCCAGCCUCUGCUUAUAAGACUCCUCGUCCCAGGACACCUGGGAGCCAAGCAGCAGAACGAGGCGCGUCCCGAGACGGUACCACGCCACGACCCGGCCGAGCCAAGGUCACCAUUGCUGCCAGUCCUUCCGUCCGUCCCCACCGCGAUUCAGUGUCCACAUUCGCUUCGGAACUCGACGAUCGUUUCAACAUUUCUCGGGAGGGAAUUUACCCUACCGAUGUCGAACCGUCGACCGAUCCUCGCAUGAUCCAAGCCAUCACCCAAACCAUGAUCGGCGAAUACCUCUGGAAAUACACCCGCAAGACCGGCCGCAAUGAAACCUCCAGCACCCGCCACCGUCGCUUCUUCUGGGUCCACCCCUACACCCGGACCCUCUACUGGAGCGAGAACGACCCCAGCACGGCCGGCCGGAGCAUGCUCAAGGCCAAGAGCGUCGCCAUCGACGCCGUCCGCGUCAUCACCGACGACCACGUCUACCCGCCGGGCCUGCACCGCAAAUCCCUCGUCGUCGUCACGCCCGGCCGGGAGAUCGUCUUCACCGCGCCCAGCAGCCAGCGCCACGAGACCUGGUACAACGCCCUGUCCUACCUCCUGCUCAAGACCGAGGAGGAAGAACGCGAGGCCGCCCUCCUCGCCGCCCAGGGAGGCGAAGACGGAGACGGCGACCCCGACGACUCCCGCGCCGGCUUCGGCCGCUCCGUCCGCCGCAGCCUCAACCGCGCAACCCGCAGCCUCAGCCGCCACAGCCAAGGGGGCCCCAACAACCCCCGCCGCAGCAGCUUCACCAGCCGCGCCAGCCGCACGAGCAGCCCGCAACGCUCCGAGGCCGUCUCCAACCUCGUCCACCACAACCGCCGCUCCGUCCCAGCGCCUUCCUCCAUCUCCUCUUCCUCCCAACGUAACCGUGACACCACCACCACCGCCCUCCCCGCCCCGCCAACCCUCUCCGCCGCCGCCCAUCCUCCCCGGAAUCCCACCGCCGCCUCCCGCGAAGUCUCCUCCGGCUCCGUCGGCGGCCGCUUCAGCUCGCUGGCCAGCCGCUUCGGGUCCUCCAACACCCGCAGCGGCGGCGGUCGCGCCUCGGCGGAACCCCCUCGCGGCACUGGUGCUAGUGCUACUACGGGAGGAGUCUCGUCCGCGAUGUCGGGCAGUUACCAUGAGGCCCACGGCGCCCCCGUCGGCGAAAGCGCCGAGGACAUCCGCACCCAGCUGGAAAUGCAGGAGCGCAAUGCGGAUCUGUUGGAGAACGUCAGGGCGUGCUGCGAUGGAAAACACGACGUCGGCUCCCUGUCCAACCGGACCGGCGGCCGCGCUUCCUUCGGGAGCCGGUUCGGCGGCGGGCAUUCGCACUCGCAUCCGCAUCCUCCAUCGCAAAACCAGCAGUCGGACACGACGCGUUCGAGGACGUGAGGAACGUGAGACCUUUUUUUUUCUCUUUUUUUCUUUUGUUUGAACUUCGCCGUAUGUCCGGAUUGUUGAUCGGCCUCUGGUCUGGAAGGGAAGGGAAAGGAAGGGAAGAUGGAAGGGAAGCUUUUGGUUGUUGUUUUUCUUGUGUUGAUAAUUACCUUUUUUUUCUUCUGGAAUCGGA
Dissoconium aciculare CBS 342.82 is the source of this 5409-nucleotide messenger RNA. RefSeq lists its product as uncharacterized. The transcript is spliced from 2 exons. Lineage: Eukaryota; Fungi; Ascomycota; Dothideomycetes; Mycosphaerellales; Dissoconiaceae. The record is from RefSeq and is a predicted model, not a curated record. Bases 405 to 5231 code for a protein of 1608 amino acids. Gene Ontology annotation, molecular function: phospholipid binding; tubulin binding. Gene Ontology annotation, biological process: establishment of mitochondrion localization; microtubule cytoskeleton organization; dynein-driven meiotic oscillatory nuclear movement. Gene Ontology annotation, cellular component: cell cortex; mitochondrion.